CUGCCCCCCAACCGUUCCUCCCGGCCGCCAGGGGGCGCACGCGCCCCGCGGGCCCGCGCCUCAGGGGCGACGGCGGCGGCGACUGAGGCGAGGUCAUGGCGGACCGGCUUACACAGCUGCAGGACGCCGUCAACUCGCUCGCGGACCAGUUCUGUAACGCCAUCGGGGUGCUGCAGCAGUGCGGCCCGCCCGCCUCCUUCAGCAACAUCCAGACGGCCAUAAACAAGGAUCAGCCCGUGAACCCCACGGAGGAGUAUGCCCAGCUGUUCGCAGCUCUGAUCGCUCGCACUGCCAAGGAUAUCGAUGUUCUCAUAGAUUCCCUGCCCAGUGAAGAAUCCACAGCAGCUUUGCAGGCUGCGAGCCUGCACCGGCUGGAGGAGGAGAACCACGAGGCGGCGGCGCGGCUGGAGGAGGUGGUGUACCGCGGGGAUGUGCUGCUCGAGAAGAUCCAGAGCGCCCUGGCCGACAUCGCCCAGUCGCAGCUGAAGACGCGCAGCGGCACCCACAGCCAGCCCCUGCCCGACUCGUAGCGCCAGGGGGCAGCGCGGCCCUGCCCGAGAGCCUCGGGAACGCCUCUGGGUACCGCGGCAAUGGCUGGGCUGGCCCGGCCCUCCCGCGGGGCUGCCCGCGCUCGGCUCCGCGGCGGGAGCGGCGGCUUUGGGCAGCUCGGCUGCGGGUUUGGUGUGAGAAACGCUUCUACAGGGGCUCUGUUACGGAUCGGCGUGGAUUGAUGUUUCUUUGAUUUAAAACGAGCUUUCUGUUCACAAAUACGACUUCGAUAGAAUUUGUUACCUAUUACAAGUAUUUAUAAAAGUUAAUCCCACUAUCAUCGUGGUAUGGUUUUUUUUGUAAGCCUCAGACACGUAGGAGUUGGCCAGAGUUCCCUGGAGACAGUACUGUGAAUGCAGUGAUGGUCAUGUUUUAAUUAACAGCACUGGUAAUGUUGAUUGGCUGCUUUACCACCCUUUACAGAGCAUGGGAAAGGAUAAGUAAACUCUGAUGUUUACAGAGUGAUUGUUCUUGUCAUUGGCAUUGCAUUUACAAAGAAAUAAAACUGCAGGUGUCUGAUAUUGACAUUUCUUGUUUGUAAUGAGCCUUCGAGUCCAUUGUUGCCACUGACACAUUUGCUCUUGCUUGUGCUAUUUCUCUGCUUUUACUGCUAUUCUGUAUUUUCUUGGCAACUGGUGAGUGCCUCUAAAGCAGGCAGUGAUGAGGAAGCAUUGGAUGACUGGAUAAAAAUCAGCAGUGAGAAAUCUGAAGAUAGCUUAUUACAUAAAGUUGCUUUUCAGUGUAAGCAGUGGCUGCCAUGUGGAUGCUGUGAUCAUAA
Molecule: messenger RNA, 1327 nt
Organism: Zonotrichia leucophrys gambelii
Lineage: Eukaryota; Metazoa; Chordata; Aves; Passeriformes; Passerellidae
Gene: MED21
Product: mediator complex subunit 21
Exons: 4
Coding region: 96-530 (144 amino acids)
Biological process (GO): regulation of transcription by RNA polymerase II
Cellular component (GO): mediator complex
Molecular function (GO): transcription coregulator activity
Source: RefSeq, a predicted model, not a curated record